AUGGCUCUGCUGCUGUGCCUGGCCCUGACAGAGGCGCUGGCCCGCGGCUGCUUGCACUGCCACGACAACUUCUCGGAGAAGUUCUCCUUCUACCGCCAUCACGUGAACCUCAAGUCCUGAUGGGUGGGCGACAUCCCCGUGUCGGGUUCGCUGCUCACUGACUGGAGCCAGGACACAAUGAAGGAGCUGCACCUGACCAUCCCCGCGGAGAUCACCCUGGAGAAGCUGAACCAAGUGGCGAACGUCGUGUACCAGAGGAUGGAUCAUCUGUACCAGGGAAAGCUGUAUUUCCCUGGGUAUUUUCCCAACGAGCUGCGAGCUAUCUUCCGGGAGCAGGUGCACCUCAUCCAGAAUGCCAUCAUCGAAAGCUGCAUCGACUGUCAGCGACACUGCGGCAUCUUCCAGUACGAGACCAUCUCCUGCACCAACUGCGCGAACUCACACGUUGCCUGCUUUGGCUACAACUGCGAGUAG
Mesoplodon densirostris (Blainville's beaked whale) is the source of this 474-nucleotide messenger RNA. It is a transcript of the gene IZUMO4, whose product is annotated as IZUMO family member 4. Lineage: Eukaryota; Metazoa; Chordata; Mammalia; Artiodactyla; Ziphiidae. Gene Ontology annotation, cellular component: nucleus. The transcript is spliced from 5 exons. The record is from RefSeq and is a predicted model, not a curated record.